This is a messenger RNA of Protopolystoma xenopodis, 429 nucleotides long. The record is from the annotation of a GenBank genome assembly. Lineage: Eukaryota; Metazoa; Platyhelminthes; Monogenea; Polystomatidea; Polystomatidae.
AUGGCAGAGCUUACCAGUCGCCUGGCUUUCCUGGCCGACCUGCUGGCCAACCUGGCCUCAGCCUGCCUCUCUGAGGCGGGGAUUGAGAAGCGGCGUCAAUCGUCGUCUCUGCGGAACUCAUGCCUCCGACCCAACGGACAACCAGAGGCUGGGCUUUCUCCGCUCUCACCGCCUCUCUCGAUGGCCAAUGCAGCAAAUACAGCCUCUAUUGUGUUAACAGCCUCGUCUGAUCCUCCGCCUCUGUCAGGCACCGAUCCAGUCUCUACGGAGCCCAGCACCCUUGCCUCGUCCUCUGAGUUUACGGCCAUCUUUCGCCCACUCUUGGCGCCCUGUUUGAGCCGGCUGAUUGCGGUUGCCGAGGGUCCUCACCUCAGACAAGUGCUUGCUGACUGGUUCAUCCAUUUUGCCUCUGAGCUUCACUGCCUCUAG